This is a messenger RNA of Oppia nitens, 5064 nucleotides long. It is a transcript of the gene Nuak1, whose product is annotated as probable serine/threonine-protein kinase nek3. Lineage: Eukaryota; Metazoa; Arthropoda; Arachnida; Sarcoptiformes; Oppiidae. Bases 355 to 5064 code for a protein of 1569 amino acids. The transcript has 10 exons. Gene Ontology annotation, molecular function: tau-protein kinase activity; protein serine/threonine kinase activity; ATP binding. Gene Ontology annotation, cellular component: cytoplasm. Gene Ontology annotation, biological process: protein phosphorylation; intracellular signal transduction; microtubule cytoskeleton organization. The record is from RefSeq and is a predicted model, not a curated record.
UUAGUAUAUAAAGUUGAAAUUAUAAAUAAAUUGUUAUGUGUUGGUUCAAACUGAAAAUAAACCAAAUUUAAAAUUAGCAUUAAUUGUAACGUUAUGUAAAGCUUAAGUAUAACAACCAAAGGCAAGGCGUAGGCGAACCUCUUGGAUAGGGAUAGGGAUAGAGAUUGAGAUUGAAUAGGGAAUAGGCGUAGGAUUGGCUUCUCGUCACUUAUUUGGUGCCAAUUUGCUGAUUAUAUUCAACAUUACAACAACUGAUUCAGUUUUUUUAGUUCAUUUGACUACUGAUUACAAACAACAUUAUAACAACUCCAUUGACUUGUAAAUCAGUACUAAAAAUUUGAAUCCAUGUAAAAAAUGGGAGUCAAUGAAGUCACUAAACCUACGGUUCGCUCUGUGCGACCAAAGCCCAAGUCUAAUGAUUCAAAUGACUUGAAAAUUAUGACCAAAGUCGAGAAAAAACAUCGAUUAAAGCAACGGUUUGAAGUCAUCAAAAAGUUAGGACAGGGAACCUAUGGAAAGGUUCAAUUGGCCAUCAAUAAAGAGUCGGGACAGGAGGUUGCAAUUAAGACAAUCAAGAAGUCUAAAGUAGAGAACGAUCAGGACUUGGUUCGCAUUAAAAGAGAAAUUCAAAUCAUGUCAUCCAUACAACACCCGCAUAUCAUUCAUAUAUAUGAAGUUUUUGAAAAUAAAGACCGAAUUGUAUUAGUUAUGCAAUACGCCAGCGGCGGUGAAAUAUAUGAUUAUGUAAGCGAUCGUAAAGUACUGUCCGAUUAUGAGGCCAGACGUCUAUUUCGACAAAUAGCUACUGCUAUCUACUACUGCCAUAAGAAUAAGAUAUGUCACAGGGAUUUGAAACUUGAAAACAUAUUACUCGAUGAAAAAGGAAACGCAAAGAUCGCAGAUUUUGGUUUAUCCAAUGUUUUUGAUGAAAAACAUUAUUUACAAACAUUCUGUGGAAGUCCUUUAUAUGCUUCACCAGAAAUAGUCAAAGGAUCGCCAUAUUAUGGACCAGAGGUGGAUUGUUGGUCUUUGGGUGUACUUCUCUAUACUCUGGUUUACGGUGCGAUGCCUUUCGAUGGCAGCAAUUUCAAGAAAUUAGUUAAACAAAUAUCUGAAUCUAAUUAUUUUGAGCCAAAACAAAAAUCAGAGGCAUCACAUCUUAUUAAAAAGCUUUUGACUCCCAAUCCCAAGGAAAGGGCUACUAUUAUUGACAUCUGUACUGAUAUAUGGGUUAAUUCUGGAUACGAGCACUCAUUACUUCAGGUGGCAGAAGAUAUGGCAAACUUGACUCCCGUUAGACUCGAAAUUUUGUUGGCUUUGGCUCCCGUCUCGCCGUCAAUCGAUAAGUUAGACACCAAUCCUAUUGCUGCGACCGAUGACAACAAAAGAGUAUUAAAUGAAAACACAGAUUUAAAUAUUGAGAAUAACAAUAACUCCGAUGCAAACCAAUCUGAAGAUAAUAUUAAGAAAAGACAAGCGAAUCCAUCAUUUGAUCAAAGUUUGUCCAAAAUUCAAACACAAACACCAAAGAAGAAGAAAACAAAGAAAACAUCAGAGAAUGACUCACAAGAGAUAACUAAUGAAACUAAAGAAGAAAUCAACAGAAAUGUUGACAAUAAUGAUAUCACAAGUCAUGAAAUGAUUGAAAACACUAACGAAUCAAUUAAUGAAAUAAAUAAAACUAUAGUUUCUGAUGAAAUGUUCGAAGAUUUACAACAAAAUUCACAACCAAUUGCUGAACAAGAAGUUAAAUUGGAUGAAAAUUUAGUGGAAGUAAAGCUACAAAAUGAUGAAUUAGUUUCUAAAAAUAAUGACAGACUUGCAGUAAAUAAUGAAACAAAGGAUGUAAUUGAAUCUGAUAUAAAUAAAACUGAAAAUAAAACAGAAGACAAAGUUAUAGUCGACAACACAAACAACAAGAAUGUGAUGAAUAGUGAAGAACAAAGUGAACCUAAAAAACAACCGGAAAAACAAAAUAUAGAAAAUGCCGACAAAAAUGAAAAAGUAAUUGAUUUUAAAGAGUCACAAAAGUUAGAAGGAGUUCAACAAUCAGAUGAUCAACAAUUGAAUGAAGUUAUUCAAAGUGAUAAUAAAGAUAAAGACAAAGAUAACGACGAAAAGAAGAAAAAGAAACGCGAAUUGUCUAAUGUCGGCAAAAGACCCGGAAAACUAUCGAUACCUAACCUCUGGAAUAGAAGUUUUGAUAUUUCAGAAUCUGGUGAUAAUAAAGUCACUAAUAAAUCAAAUCAAUCGAUAACUGAUCGAAAAAUACCGUUUAUUCCGGUCGGCCUACGAGUGUCGGACGCAAAGAGAAGUUUUGAAAGACGUUGUUCUGUUCCUAUCAAUUGUUUGUCAUCUUUUGGUUUGAAAAGAAGAAAUUCAAUUAUUGGAGAAAACUCUAAAAACAUUACUUCUAAUACUACUAAUACUACUACUACUACUGCUGCUACUACUACUACCACUACUACUACUACUACUACUACUAAUAAUAAUAAUAAUAAUAAUUCUGUAAAAACAAGAAAUCCUAAAUUAAAUACUCGAAGUAUUAGCUUAAAUGAAAUGCUAGAAUCGCCUGAAAAGGUUCAACAAAUGACAGCUGCGCUUAAAAUGUUAAACAAUAAGGAAACUGAAUGUAAAGUUGUUGAGGAAACUACAACUGAGUCACAGAAUAUUCUGAAAACCAUACAAACCAAAGACAAUGAAAAUAACAAAGAUUUAAGUACAUCACCGGUUAUGGACAAAGUUAUGGCUAAAGAUAUUCUCAAGAAAUCUAUAGCAAAGGCACGACUUAUGGAAAAAAGACAAUUAUCUAAUGAACCCAAUUCUGCAAUCAUUACUCCUAUGGAAAGUCCUGAUGUGUCGAUACUGUCAGAGCCGUCAUUCUUUAGAAAACCAAGACUUUUCAUUGAAGAUAAAGAUAGUAAAACUUCAUCUAAAGAAACCAUUGCUAAUGAAAUUAAAAAUGAAAGUAAGAUAUCUGAAAAAGAAAGAAAAAACUUUGUAUCACAAGUAGAUAUCAAUGAAAAACCAUUGCAGACAACUGAAGAGACAAAAGCUGCACCAAUGGCUCGGAGUUAUAAAAAGGUGAUCUUUACUAAAGACGGCGCACGUAUUACAGAAACCGGCAAAAUAUACUCAUCCGAAGGCACCGAUGGCUCGUAUACUCGAAUAGAAAAGAAAAGCAAAGUAACACACUUUCCAUCCCUUGAAAAUCAAGAAUUAGUUAACACUAAUGAAGAGAUUGGCGAACAAAGUAUUCAAAGAUCUGAUAGUCUAAGUUCUUCGGGUUCUUUGGAUAUAUUUGAUGACAUCUUUGAUAAUCAUUGGACUGGAGAUUCAAUAUUUCCAAAUAUGCGGUCACUUUUGCAGAGCGUUGCCGGACAUAAAAAAUCGAGAAGACGUUCUCGUGGAGAGAGUUGUGAACGCAAUGUCAACGAUUGGUUUAAUUUGAAGAAAUCUGCAAUUUUUUCGGAUCAGGACAGCGAUGUCGAUGAUAACGAGUCAUUCUUCUCGAAGAAUAUAUGGCCUACAAGUCGGCCUCAAAAGUCUUUAUUGGAUAGAUUUUCUAAAAACUUUGAUAGUUUUAGCAAAUUUGAUGAUUUUAAUCAUUCAUUUAACGAUAUGAAGAGAUCAAUGAGUAAAGACCGUUCAUCACUGUCAUCACGUGUUCAGCCAAAAGGAUUUAAACUGGUUUUUGAUCCGCAAUCAGGUGUUAAAACAAUAUCUGAAAGAACUACUGAUCCAUUUGUUACCCAAGAUAUGCCAUCAUUUUUUGCGCGCAACUCUAACAAUAAUAUGCGUGAAUCGGAUCAAUUAUUUUCCGAUUUAAGACAAACUGAUAGUUUUGAUUCUCCGCGAAAACGAGUAGAACAAUGGCUUCAAUCAGAUAAUAGUAAUGAUUUUAAUGAUAGUUCUGAACAAAUGGAUUCACGGAAUCCGCUUUCAAUGUAUGCAACUAUUGGUCCGCGAGGUGUCCGCCGAUAUUUACGUACACUUAGUGGCCGAACGUCGACAUCAAAUAUGACAUCAUUGGCCAAUAACUCUGAUACACAACAGUCACAACUCUCUAAUCCAAUGCUUAUAACUCAGACAUCGGUUCCAAACGAUUCUGUCAUUGAAAUGAGGAUAACAUUAAAUCCAUCAAACAUUGACAGCAAUGAAACGCAAGACAUCAAAGCAAACACCGAUAACAUUCAGAGCUCUGAAUCAGAUAAUAUAAUAUUACCCGAAAGUUCGUCACUUUUGGAUCAAUUACGAACUCAUGGUUAUCGUAAUAUAGUUAGUCAACGAUUGUCUGAUUCAUCACUUUUCAGUGAUUUGGAUACAAAUGUUAGUGAAAGCGAUGUCACCAAUAAAAGAGACAUUAGAAACAGUUUUAGUGAUAAGUCUGUGACUGACUGUCCACACGAUCAGUAUAUCAAUAAACAACCCAUUGAUGUGACUCCAAGAAGUACUGUUCGUAGUUGUCUGACUGAUCCGGUGGUAACAGAUGUGCGGUUUCGACAAAAUAAUUCGAGUGUCAAAUCAAACUUAACUACUAUUAAGAAAGCAAAUUGUGAUGAAUCAGUUGAGCAAAGAAUUCAUCGCAAAAGCUUUUACUCGCGUUUUAAUGACGACAGACCUACUCUUUCCAACCGUUCUCGAAAUACGAGAAGACGUACGUAUAUCGAUGCCAAUGAUGUAGACCUGGCCCUCAACUCAAAACCUCCACAAUGUAGUCGGUCUUCGAGUUUCAGAAAUAGCUGUUCAUUUGACAAUAACUUUGUGACAUCAAAGUCGUCGUCCAGUUCUUCUAGUGAUUGGUUUAAUCGAAUGGAGUCAAGAGUUUCACAACUAUUGAAAGAUUUAUCUAAUGACAGAAUUGACAGAAUUUCUUCAUUUGGAAACCAUUUUUCAAGUCUUGAUUCGCCAGAAGACAGCUUUUCAUUAGGUUCUCGCAGGAGAUCAGUAUCAAUGACAAGAAGUCCAUUAUCUACUGCCAGUGAUGACUUGAUUGGAGCCCUUAAAUCUCCGACACAAGUGUUGCAAAAAGCUAUCGAUAUUUUGUCAAAAAAUGAGUUAUAA